This is a messenger RNA of Aspergillus ruber CBS 135680, 1177 nucleotides long. RefSeq names its product Fe-binding Fe/S cluster assembly protein ISA1 (gene isa1). The record is from RefSeq and is a predicted model, not a curated record. The transcript is spliced from 2 exons. Gene Ontology annotation, biological process: iron-sulfur cluster assembly. Gene Ontology annotation, cellular component: mitochondrion; cytoplasm. NCBI's taxonomy places the organism in Eukaryota, Fungi, Ascomycota, Eurotiomycetes, Eurotiales, Aspergillaceae. The coding region runs from base 320 to 1030 and encodes 236 amino acids. Gene Ontology annotation, molecular function: 2 iron, 2 sulfur cluster binding.
UUGAAUUCAAUAACAUAAAAGAUCAGCAUUAAUUGGUCAUCUUUGAAUAAUUGCAUUCCUGCAGGGGUGGCGCCACGGACCUGUGUAGAAACACCUCGACCCUGAUUGGCCGAUUCCCCGUCCGUUCUCCCGCCUUACAAAACAUUUUACCGGACGUCGACUCAAACGUCUGUCCGGCUCCAUCUCCUAACAACAACUCUUCUUACUCACUACAUAAACCUUACCACGAACGUUCUUAUAAAGAUAAAUUUUUUAUUUUGACAAUUGAACGACACUGUUUAACACUACUUACUGCUCCUAUAUAUUUCCCUCCCACACCAUGCCAUUCUGCAGAGCUGUUCACCCUCCGGUGACAUCAUCCGCCACCAUGCUCAGAUACGUGAGCAAACCGUCUAGCCAGAGUCUUCGGGCUUUCUCGUCGUGUGGACGCCUAUACACCUCGUCAAAGCGUGAUAUGCAAACCGCUUCAGCCUAUCGUCCUCACUCGCUACCGACCUCCUUCCCCUUCCCCCGAAACGCUGGCAUUCCCGAUACAUCUAUUUCAGCCGACUACCCUCCCAACCUCGAGAACAUGACACAACAGAAGCAACAAUCAGUCAUGUCGCCUAACGUGAGCCUGAGAGAAAAGGAGGCACAGCAGUCCAAGCCUGUGGAGUCAUCCGCCAAGAAGCCCGCCGAAAAGCCGAGAAGAAAGCUGCGCCCUCGCAAGGCCGCCAUGAAAGUCACGCCUAUAGCAAUUGAACAACUACGUAAAUUAGUUGCUCAACCGGACCCCAAGUUCAUUCGUGUCGGCGUGAAGAACAAGGGCUGCUCUGGUCUCGCAUACCAUCUUGAAUAUGUGGAGAAGCCCGGUAGCUUUGACGAGGUUGUAGAACAGGACGGUAUCAAGGUCCUGAUUGACAGCAAGGCGCUAUUCAGUAUUAUCGGAAGUGAGAUGGACUGGCACCAGGACAAGCUGAGCCAGAGAUUCGUUUUCCGCAACCCCAACAUCAAGGAAUCAUGCGGAUGUGGUGAAUCCUUCAUGGUCUAAGCCGGAAAAAUACGAAUCUCGAUAACUUUCUUUCGACUUGAUCUUUUUCAUUCCUGGAUGCAUCGAACGGCGUUUUACGGCAAGGCUUUUUGGGUUACAUAUUUUCUCUGUACAUUGCUCGAUAUACCACGUUGAUUUUGGGAGUCC